ACAUAAUUUCGCUCCAAGAUUCUACCUCACAGAUGGCGACACGUUAGCGACUUCCACAUUUAACAUUAUACAAAGUGAUCCAAAUGUCUAUUUUGAUAUGGCCCUCUUGCCUGACGAAACCAUUUUACUGCCCUCGUUUCAGGGCGAAAUAGUUGUGCCAUUAGAUCAUACGUUAUGUACUCUUGUAACGCAUUUAUGUGUGGAGAUAAUGCUAGUACGACCUGAAUAUGUGGAUAUAAUAGCUGGAAAUGAAAUCCAAUGUCUGGAACUCAUAGCUGUGGAUCAGGGCGGUGCUGGAUUUAAACUCGGAUGCCCAGUGGAUGGUUUAGACAUUGUUAUGGAGUCUUUCCAAGUAUAUGAACCUUCAAAUAUCCUGUAUGAUAUUGGGGCAUCUAUCACUAUUACCAUGGAAACCACUUUCACCAACUUAGGUAGUGAAUCCAUCCCAGAAUCCUCAACAGACAGCAACUACCAAUUUGAGUUGGUUAUAAUUGAUCAUAUUUCCGAUAUCAAUUUAAGUUCAGAUUCUGUACUGUUUUUCCUUGACACAUCCACGGCCACAAACCUAGGAGCUGAGUUGAUCUACGGACUUCCUGGUGUUACUGUUACACCGCUAGUUGCAACGAUAACACUCCCUAAACUAACCAGUCGUUGCCGUGCUUUUCAAAGUAUGUGCCUAAAAGUGUUGCCACAGUUACCAUAUAUUGAUGUUGAUCUUAGUAACAACUAUCACUGUCUCACUUUUGAUAACUCAAACGCCGGUGAGAAGACAUGUCCGGAGUUGGAUGUAGAUAUUUUAUCUGCAAACUUAGAUGUGUCCGCGGCACAAGACAAUUAUCCAAUUGACCAGGCUGUGGCUGCCAGUCUAUCCUUCACUGCUACAAACCGUGGUCCUGGAAGUAUCCCCGCUGUGAUCGGAUCCCAAAAUAAUUUCAUAAUUGAGGCAUUUUUAACUAAUGCAGACAAUCUGGAGAAUGCAACUAUUCAGAUUAAAAUUCCAAACUUCAAUAUUCAGUCGGACCAACUGCAGCAAGAAUUUGCCAUCAGUGAUACCAUCCUGUUCUCCACAUCAUCCAUGCAGAUUACGAUACCUUCUGAGUACUGUGAUGACAUCUCGCAUAUCUGUACGAAAGUUACCAUACCAGAUUCUAGCCUAUAUACUGAUAUUAUUCCUGAAUUGGCUGAUACAUGUUUAGCAUUCGAAGGCAGUGCCGGGAAUAUACACUGCUAUAUAGAUCUUGCUGCCACUGAUCUUGACCUUGCAGUGACCUAUGAUUUGACCUAUGACCCUGGAUAUCAACAGAACAUCUACUUACAGCUUUCUGUCACUAACCUAGGGGGAUUGACCCUAGUGGAGUCUAUUGACUAUAACUUCAAACCGACCACUUAUCUGACAGAUAGUGGACAAUUUGAAAGUGCUACAGUUUCGAUCCAACAAGAUGAUCUUGGAACAACGUUCAACCCGAGGAUUAAUGGAGAUUCAUCUGUGAACCUGCAGGAAUUCCCAGUGUCUGUUACCAUACCAACUGUGAAGUCUGAAUGUGAAUCGAUAAGCUAUCUCUGCAUAAUGAUUGACCACAAUAUAAACCAUUAUACAGAUAUUGAUUCCAGUAAUGAUGACGCAUGUAUUCAGUUUGGUGAAGUGAGUGCAGGGAAUGCUGGGACUUUUUCCUGUAAUAUUUUGGUUGAUCUUGAGGUUGACAACUUAGCAUACACACCAACCCAAGAUAUGUACCCAUUUGACACAGUGGUGCCAGCUGACGUCACGCUUCGAGUGACCAAUCGCGGCUUCGGGCACGUUCCCCGAGCUCGCGGAUCAGACGUAAAUUUUGACGUGAAGACCUAUCUAACAAACUCUGGCAACUUUGAAGAUGCCACAGUGAAAAUUGAACAACCAAACUUAGACAUUGAUGUUGUACAGCUCCAGCAGCAGUUGUUGUCAGGCAUAGGAGAAGAAAUUGAUCUCUCAUUUUCAGUGGAUAUUCUGGUACCAAUUCAGAACUGUCAGAGUCUAAGCCAUAUUUGUUUUAUCGUGACUCUCCAUAAUGAAGAUAAUUUAGUGUUUUAUGAUGACAACAGUGACAAUAAUGAUGUGUGUAUAGAGUUUGGUCCAAUUGAAGAGAAUAAAGCUGGCAAAGUUCUUUGUUUUAUUGACAUUGCUGCUAUUGAUCUUGAGAUACAACUUGAAUCGUCAAACACCUUGACCUAUGAACCUGGAAAACCAUCACAGGUCAUGGUUCAACUCACCGUCACCAACUAUGGUGGGCUCGACCUCACAACAGCGCCUUCAGGUACAUACAACUUUGGAACACAGGUCUUCAUAACGAACACCGACAACUUGUACACUGCAAGUGUGAAAACAGAGCAAGAUCCUCCUGAGAAAAUUUUCAUGCAUGAAGUAGGAGCUGGAUUUAUAGUUAUUCUGCCCAUAUUUGCGAUAAAUAUAACGAUACCAACAGAUAUAAACUGUCUGAACUUGAAAUACCUGUGUCUGCUAUUGAAUCAUAACGUAUACAGAUACAUUGACAGGAAUAGUUUAAAUGAUUUUGUAUGUCUGGAAUUUGGUUCGGUAAAAGCUGGAAAAGCGGGAAGACUACCUUGCAAUGGCCUUCCAGAACCAAUGACAACACCUAAGCCAAUCACACAAACUCCUUUAAUAUUUGAAACAUUUCGUCCUGCAAACUGGUCACAUGGAUAUGGUACUGGUAAUUUUGGCAGACUUGAAACUGAUGGAUUAGCUCUUCAUUAUGUCAUGAUUAUCACUACGCUGGUUUUCAUCACUGUUAUCGUAGCUGCUGUAGUUCUCAUAAAAUACUGCAGAAAGAAGUGAUGAAAUUUAUAACUGGUUUUCAAUGAAUUGGAAAAAAUGGUUGCUUACAGUGAACUGGAAUUAAUAAAUUGCUAAUGUGUCCUAACACCAACAGUGAAAUAAAAGUGUUUUAUUUGGCAACAGAACAUCAAAAUAUAAUAACAAUAAGAAAACUAAAAAGAAGGAAACAGUUAACUAUCAAUAUUUGAAACUAUUGUAUUGUUAUAUUAGGAUGAGAACAAUAAAAAUGUGACAAUUUACACAAUUAUAAGCUAUGAGGAAGGUAAAAUAAUAUAAUAAAAAUUUUACAUUUGCUCAUUGGUGGAAUAACCAAUCAAGACGUCAUGCUAUAAGCACCAAAUAUAUAAUGUAAUUAAUUAUGUCACACAACGAUGGGC
Molecule: messenger RNA, 3207 nt
Organism: Saccoglossus kowalevskii
Lineage: Eukaryota; Metazoa; Hemichordata; Enteropneusta; Harrimaniidae
Source: RefSeq, a predicted model, not a curated record